AAACAAAAAGGAAAAGAUUCUCUACCAUCUCCUCUUAGAUACCUCGGUGACUAUUGGUCAGACCAGCGCCUUUCUGUUUUAUUGUGAAAGUCUUGGCCGGAUGUUGCCCGUGUUUCCUGCGUGCAGCUCGACGCAGCGGCUGAACCCGAGCCGUCGCUCCCACAGCAGAGGGAGGGAGGGGAUGGGGCAGGCUGCUAACCGGGCUGUAACGGGGAUAAGCUGCAGCCUCCGUCUCUCCGAUGCUCUGAUGGAGUGAACCGACCAGCGAUGCGCCUUUAUGUCCGUUCUCUGUCGAUCAUGGAGAGGGUUCGUCUCUCAUCUCAGUGAAGGACUGGCCCGGGGGUCAGAGGUCGUCCACCGAUCCUUCGCUUCUCCCUCUUGCCCCUGCACCCCACCCCACCCCCUCCACCUCAGCCCCCACCCUCCCCACGUCACCUGUCACUGUUUCCCCCAAACCACUGGAACUUGUUUCCCCACUUUUCUCUCACUCACGAACUCACAGAGCUGCCCUGUCUGUUCACCUCCCCACCGCCAGCACUUCCUUCUUGCCUGCCAGCCACACCCAAUCAGCUUGAGAGAAGAGACUAACGAAGUCACUGUUUGAUGACGAGUCAGUCGUCCACUAGACCCUGAGCUCAGGUGUCCUAGACAGCUUCUCAGAUAAAACCUCUCACAUCCAGGCCUCAAGAUGAUGUGCGAGGUGAUGCCCACCAUCUCGGAGGACGGGCGCAGCGGAGGUGGAGGAGGAGGCUCGUCUUCCCCGGCGGGGGGCGGAGGAGGCAUGGGCGGAGGGAUGGGAGGCAUGGGGGGCUACGGCGGCCGGGAUCCCCGGGGCGGCAGCGACGAAGGGGGCAGCACGGGCAACCUGGAGUCGCUGAUGGUGAACAUGCUGACGGAGAGGGAGAGGCUGCUGGAGAGCCUGAGGGAGACGCAGGACAGUCUGGGGACGGCGCACCUCCGCCUGCGGGAGCUGGGCCACGAGAAGGAGUCGCUCCAGAGGCAGCUGUCCAUCGCCCUGCCACAGGAGUUUGCAGUGCUGACCAAAGAGCUGAACCUCUGCCGGGAACAGCUGCUGGAGAGAGAGGAGGAGAUAGCCGAGCUGAAGGCAGAGAGGAACAACACGCGACUGCUGCUCGAACAUCUGGAGUGCCUGGUGUCCCGUCACGAGCGCAGCCUGAGGAUGACCGUGGUGAAGAGGCAGGCCCAAUCCCCAGCCGGGGUGUCUAGCGAGGUGGAGGUCCUGAAGGCUCUCAAGUCCCUGUUUGAGCACCACAAAGCGCUGGAUGAGAAGGUGAGGGAAAGACUACGGGUGGCCCUGGAGCGAGUGGCGUCCCUGGAGGAAGAGCUGCAGUCCUCCUCUCAAGAAGUUGUGUCUUUAAGGGAGCAAAUCAAGCGACGACAGCAAGGACUGGACAAUGGCAAAGAGCGGCUUCCCAACGGACCGUCCUCCAUCUUGAGUGACGCAGACAUCGACAGGCAGAGAGAGGGCGAGAUAGAGCGACAGAGGUCGGAGCUGGGACAGCUGAAAGAGAGACUGGCCCUCAUGUGCAGACAGGUCGGGGAGAUCGAGGAGCAGCUGACGUCCGCCCGGAGGGAACUGGCCAGAUCGGAGGAGGCCAACCAGAAACUACAGAGGGACGUGAAAGAGGCACUCUGUCAAAGGGAAGACAUGGAAGAGAGAAUCACCACGUUAGAACGCAGGUACCUGAGUGCCCAGAGGGAGGCGACGUCUCUCCACGACAUAAAAGAUAAACUGGAGAACGAGUUGGCCAGCAAAGAGUCUCUGUACAGACAGAGCGAGGAGAAGAACCGGCAGCUCCAGGAGCGUCUGGAUGAUGCCAAACAGAAGCUGCAGCAAACUCUGCAGAGGGCUGAGACGCUGCCUGAGAUCGAGGCCCAGCUCGCCCAGAGAGUGGCAGCACUCAACAAGGCGGAGGAGCGUCAUGGUAACUUUGAGGAGCGACUGCGACAGAUGGAGGCGCAACUGGAGGAGAAGAACCAGGAGCUACAGAGGGCGAGGCAGAGGGAGAGGAUGAACGAUGAACACAACAAGCGUCUCUCCGACACGGUGGACAAGCUGCUGUCUGAGUCCAACGAGAGGCUGCAGCUCCACCUGAAGGAGCGAAUGGCCGCCCUGGAAGAAAAGAAUGCCCUGUCUGAGGAACUCUCCAACAUGAAGAAACUCCAGGACGAUCUGCUGGCGAACAAGGACCAGCUGAUAGCGGAGCUGGAAAGGCUUCAGCUGGAGUUAGAUCAGCUGAGGGCGAGGCCCGGCGGCUCUUAUUCCAGUCGCUCUUUGCCAGGUAGUGCUCUUGAACUGAGGUAUUCCCAUGGAGGCGGGUCCCUCCCAGCAGGCUCCAGCACUCACCUGGAUCCCUUUGGCAGUGCCCCCACUGGGGGCGUGGUCAGGCGGAGUCACAGGGCUCGUUGGAGCUCCGCCCGAGAGGAUUCCACCAAGUACCCAGACUGGGAGAGCGGAGCUCUGCUGGGGAGCGGGUUUGAACCGGGCUUGGAUGUGGGCUGCUCCGACGAUGAGGACGACGGGGAGCCUCGUUUUGGCUCCGAGCUGCUGUCGCCCAGCGGACAGACGGACGUGCAGACCCUGGCCAUCAUGCUGCAGGAACAGCUGGAGGCCAUCAAUAAGGAGAUCAAACUGAUCCAGGAGGAGAAGGAGAACACCGAGUUGCGGGCCGAAGAGAUCGAGAGCCGGGUCAGCGUGGCUUUGGACAGCCCGCCCAUCCCUCCAUCCUCCCUGGGGAGAGACGGCACAGGACGAGGCUUCAUCCCCUCGUCCAUCACAUCCUCCACCCUGGCCUCCCCUUCUCCACCCAGCUCUGGACACUCCACCCCUCGCCUGCCUCACUCCCCAGCCCGUGAGACUGAUAGACAGAACAACAAAGAUGAUGAUCGCGCCCUCGCUCUUCUUGACUCUACGCCUCCUUCCACUCCUCGUGCCCUGCGAUUGGACAGGAUGACGCUUACCCAUCCUGGUGCAAUGCUAGAUGACCCCCGGGAGUUUCGCAGUCUCUCGGCAGAUGGCAGCAGUUCCAACAGCAGCCAAGAUUCUCUCCACAAGUCCAGUAAGAAGAAAAGCAUAAAGUCUUCCAUCGGUCGGCUUUUUGGAAAGAGGGACAAAGUAAGGAUGGGCCAACCUGGGCGGGAUGGAUCUGCAUCUCUCGCAUCUACACCCUCUGAAGAUCUAGCCUCUGGAGACCCAAUGGCAAUGAACAAGACUGGGACUCUGGGUCCAGCAGAUAAAGACCGUCGUAGCAAGAAGAAACACGAGCUUCUGGAAGAAGCAUGUCGCCAAGGACUUCCCUUCGCAUCUUGGGACGGACCCACUGUUGUAUCUUGGUUGGAGCUGUGGGUGGGAAUGCCCGCCUGGUACGUCGCAGCCUGUCGUGCCAACGUGAAAAGCGGCGCCAUCAUGGCCAACCUGUCGGACACAGAGAUCCAGAGGGAGAUCGGCAUCAGUAACCCGCUUCACCGCCUCAAGCUGCGACUGGCCAUCCAGGAGAUGGUGUCCCUCACCAGCCCGUCUGCCCCGGCCAGCACUCGCUCUUCAACCAGUAACGUGUGGAUGACCCACGCAGAGAUGGAGUCCCUGAACGCUGCCACCAAGCCUCCGGAGCUGAAAGAGUUCAGUUGGGAUCAGAUACUGGCCUAUGGCGAUAUGAAUCACGAGUGGGUGGGCAACGACUGGCUGCCCAGCCUGGGCCUGCCGCAGUAUCGCAGCUAUUUCAUGGAGUCCCUGGUGGAUGCCCGCAUGUUGGACCACCUGACCAAGAAGGAGCUGAGAGGACAACUCAAAAUGGUGGACAGCUUCCACAGGGUCAGUUUGCAUUACGGCAUCAUGUGCCUGAAGCGUCUGAAUUACGAUCGCAAGGAGCUGGAGAGGAGGAGAGAGGAGAGCGCCCACCAGAACAAAGAUGUGAUGGUGUGGUCCAAUGAGCGUGUGAUGUGCUGGGUGCAGACUCUCGGGCUGAAGGAGUACGCCGACAACCUCCGUGAGAGCGGCGUCCACGGGGCCUUGCUGGCUUUAGACGACACCUUUGACUACACUGACCUGGCCCUGCUGCUGCAGAUCCCCAAUCAGAACACACAGGCCAGGCAGCUCCUGGAGCAAGAGUACAACUCGCUCAUCACCUUGGGAACCGAGAGACGACCUGAUGAGGAUGGAACUAAGACGUUCACACGCUCGCCCUCCUGGAGGAAGAUGUUUAGGGAGAAGGACCUCCGAGGUGUGACCUCUGACUCCGCCGAGACCCUGCCUGCUAACUUCCGUGCCUCAGCCAUCUCCACGCCCUCCGUUACCCUGAGAAAGGUUCAGAGUGAUGCUAGCUCUGGUGCCCGGGGUGAAUCUGCCUCAGUGAGGACGUACUCCUGUUGAGGGGCUGAGGGCGCUGGCUGGACUGGGACUAGAAGACCCUCUUGCUCAUCCACGGAGAAAGAAGCAAUGAGUAUAACCAUUUAACUUCAAAAUAAAUCGGUCUGACCAUUCUGCAAUAACAGAAGCAAAGGAAUGAAAGGGGGAGAGUGACAUGAAGAAUGUAUGAAUGUAUUUCCUGACCAGACGAAGAAGGUUGAACGGGAUCAGCUGUUUUCUCUCUCUCUGUCUCUCUUCCUGUCAUUCUGUCUUUGCUCUUUCCCUCGAUGUGACUGUGCAGCGGGGUUAACGAAGGCCAGCGCCGGUGUCGUUAGGUUUGCGCUGGUCGUGCAGGUUUCCCCUCUCUUCAUUGCUGUUGGAGUCUGCACACAGUCAGCAGAGUUAGGGCAAUAUCAGGGCUCAUUUUCCUACCUUCAGAGGAAACCACUUGCUGCCAUUUAUUCUCUUACAGUUUGAAAACAGCUCAACGUGUCGCCUUAUAACCUCUGCUCAGCAACAGGGCAGGAGUUAACCUCACCAUAAAGAUUUUAAAAAACGAGCAGAGUGACUGGAAGGGUGUCACAAUGACUGGGGGAUGUGGCUGGAUGGGGUUAUAACCCUAAACAACACCGCUGUUCUCCUGCCUACUCACGAGUCAGCUGGUGUCCAGUGUCAGCCAUUGUGGCUCUAUAGUUGGCAUCUAUAGUCCCAUCAGGGGCGUCUAAGUGUCCCCAAUUGGUCGUGCAGUAAAACACGUCCGAUUUCAGAACACCGUUUAGCUCCGGCCACAUCAGAGGGACCCUCCUCAGGCUUUGUCUAUUGGCACCUUGAAAGCUGAUAGGCUGAGUAAUCUCUUUUGAAGGGAGCCCAUUACAGAGAUCAAAGGCUCAGAGGUGGAGGGGACGGGGUGGAGCGAGGCCACAGAGUGUUCAGAUGUCGAUGGCAGGAAGUCCAUACAGUUAGUGCUGGUACCACCGUCUGAACAGGCGUACUUUACAAGGAGCUGAUAAAGGGCCACUCUGUAGAUUUUUCACAUGAAAUUCAGUUUACUCAUCGGGCGGAGGAGGAGCCCUACUCCUGUGUGGUGCUGGACGAGAUUGACCCUCAUGAUGCCAUAGUGGUAUCACCCGGCAAAGUCUUUCAGAUGGGGGUUGAAAGAGGUGGCCAUUUAGAAAACAAGACUCUUCUGAGUUGCAUUGUGGGAAAAGUAUGACCCAGUGUUUCAUCCACACCAAGGCAAAGCAGUCAGGAUGUCUGAGCCUCUGAUGGUUUUAUCGUGUUUUUAAAAAAUCUGCCUCUUCUGAGUCCCCCAACUUUUUCAAAAUGCUAAUGCACUUGUGCACCCACAUACUAAAUUGCGCCUUCAGAUCAGUACAAUUCAAUUCAAUUCAGUUUAUUUAUAUAGCACCAAUUCACAAAAAGUGAAAAAAAAAAAAAAAAGUUAUCUCAUGACACUUUCCAGUUAGAGCAGGUCCAGACCAAACUCUUUAAUUAAAUUAUAAUACAGAGAGCUCAACAUUCCCCAUACAAAAAAUACAUCUGAAUGCUGUAGUAAAGUUUGCACUAUUUUCUAGCUCUUCUCGUAGAGAAAACCCCACCCUGCUUCUCAACAUCCGAGCAAGAUUUAUGACUGCAGACUUGGUAGCCAAGUCCAACCCUGAUUCCGUUAAGGCCGAGACGCCGAGUAAACCGCAAACAAAUCCAAAUGUGAUCAUUUGCUAAUCCCUUUUGAUAUAUAUUCACCUGAAAACAAUAGAAAGACAACAUAUUUAAUGUUUUAUCUCAUUGACUUUGUUUUUUUUUUUUGUAAAUAUACACUUUAGCACAUUUCAAACCAGCUGGUACAUAAGCCACGAAACGCUGGAAAAGCUUGUGGAAAGCUCGAAAAGACCAGUUUGGAACCAGUGUGGUUCCACAGGUGAACGGGUUGAUUGGUAACAGGUGGUAGGAUUACAGCUGGAUAUCAAAGUGGCAUCCUGGAAAGCCUCAGUCGUUCACACAGCUGAGGUUCAGCAGGAUUGUAUAAAGGAUAUCAUUGCGUGGGCUCAGGGACGCUUUGUAAAACUCGAGGCACUUGAUGUGAAAGUGUUUUUCUGACUUAAUAAUGAGCCUUUAGAUCUGUGGUGCACUUUUAGCGAUCAUUAAAAUGAAAGAACUGCAAACCCUCUGUAAAAUACGUCUGAACAGAAAGUGGUAACAAAAUGUCAGCAUGUAGUUAGGGAGGCUUAACGUUAAAAACUCCUCACGAUGCCGUCGUGUCAGGUUUACGACUUGUAAUCAUCAGCUCAGGGUCUCGGCUAAUCGGCAGAGAGACAAAACAGCGACUCACACGGGGAAGCAAGAACAGACAAAACUAAAGAGGGCGGACAGAAGCCGGUCAUUUUACUGCACACACAAGCCAUAACAGAAAGCAGGAGCUCACUGAGGGGCGGGAGAUCAGAGAGAAGCAGGAAGAGAGGGCGAACCCGAGGAAGCCCGGGAAACAAAACCUUUAGCCUCUGUGUUUACGAUGCAUGUCAAACAAACGACAAUGACCUAAAAACCUAAACAUUUUUUUGGUGGUGAAAAUGAUAUGAGGUGUCUUUAAAAAAAAAAAAAUAUAUAGAUCUGUAUGAUAAACCUACAGGGGGUGGGAGCCUGGGGAUCAAUUUGUAAAAUGUGUGUAUUUUUUUCAGUUGUAUUUUUUAUUUUUUACGAUAUCUAUUUAUUUUCUUUAGGUAUGUAUUGGAUAAAUGUACGUACAAGUUCCGUUCCUUCUCGACUUCAUUUGAACUAGUUUUAAAAGUAAAUAUAAAACAUUGAAAAUGGUCAUUCAAAUACGCUACUGUAUGUGUACAUUUUGAGAACAAAUUGUGCAAUGAUUUAACAGAUUUCCAUGAUUAAAGUGAUAGUAAUACAAAUUGAAAAUAUCAUCUGGAAAAUAAACAAUAUUGAUGAUGAUGAUGAUGAUGAAAAUGGUGAUGUAAAAGAAAAAAAAUAAAGCGAUCCAAGUGGGUCUGCUGAUCAUCGCAAA
Molecule: messenger RNA, 7379 nt
Organism: Scatophagus argus
Lineage: Eukaryota; Metazoa; Chordata; Actinopteri; Scatophagidae
Gene: ppfia3
Product: PTPRF interacting protein alpha 3
Exons: 31
Coding region: 689-4390 (1233 amino acids)
Biological process (GO): synapse organization
Cellular component (GO): presynaptic active zone
Molecular function (GO): protein binding
Source: RefSeq, a predicted model, not a curated record